Molecule: messenger RNA, 129 nt
Organism: Linum tenue
Lineage: Eukaryota; Viridiplantae; Streptophyta; Magnoliopsida; Malpighiales; Linaceae
Source: the annotation of a GenBank genome assembly
AUGUACGGCGUUCGGCGAAUACUUGCGCGCAUAUUAUGGCUCAUAAUGGGACUAGCUGGGAUAGCAGAGAAGUGUGGCUUGAUAAUCCACCUUUGUUUCUUGUCGAUCAGCUUCGGCUGGAUAAUGUAA